Messenger RNA from Pleuronectes platessa (European plaice), 2258 nucleotides. RefSeq lists its product as uncharacterized. The record is from RefSeq and is a predicted model, not a curated record. Lineage: Eukaryota; Metazoa; Chordata; Actinopteri; Pleuronectiformes; Pleuronectidae. Gene Ontology annotation, molecular function: cytokine activity; growth factor activity. Gene Ontology annotation, cellular component: cytoplasm. The transcript has 5 exons. Bases 663 to 1406 code for a protein of 247 amino acids. Gene Ontology annotation, biological process: positive regulation of MAPK cascade; positive regulation of cell population proliferation.
CUUUACAUGUUCUCCACCAGUUUUCACAAUGUUCUGCCUUUUGAAAGUACAUAAGAGGGUUUUAUGAUCCAAAUAUUAUUUUCUCCUCUCUGUGACUUUCCCUUCAUGUUUUCAUUUCAUUUCAUUUCCAGCCCCCCAAAAACUUUUGUGAGGUAAAAUGUGAUGGAUGCAUUUUCUGAUCCUUGAUAGGAAACCUUAUUCACACUCUAUUAAUUAUUGCUCAUUACUGAUUAUUGAUCGGAGAAGGUUUGAUACAUGUAAAACUUUCCCAGAGUUCGGAAAAAGCUUUUCUUUACAUAAAUAGCGUCGCCUCAUUUGAAUGUUUCAGAUAACUUUUACAUUUACCAUUUUCUAUUUGUUUUAAAAAGGCCUAUAGAAACUAAACUUUAACAUUGUGGGGAUCUUUCCUCUUUUUCAUUUCAUUUAGUUCAUAGUCAGAAAAAGAGUUAAACCUAAUGUGGUUAAAGAAAAUGGAGACAGAGGUGAUGAGAUAAGGCCUCAGAGUAAGGGGAGGAGGAAGAUGAGCUGGUGAUUGCUCAAUUUAGUAUUUUAUGAUGAUUUGUAAUAACUUGUAAUAACAUUCAAAGCUUCUCCAACGUGUGUGUGUGUGUGUGUGUGUGUGUGUGUGUUGGGGGGUUGUCCAGCGUGGGGGAUGAUGGCAGAUGACUCAGGUGAUGUGUCAUACUCUGAGCUAUAAAAGGGAACUUUUACAUUUUGUCCACACAAACACACACAGACACACACUGUACACACACUGGAGUCAGAGUAGGUCGGUUCACUGCAGCGGGAGAAGAAGAAAGAUGAAAUUGAUUCACGACUCCAUCCUGUGUCUCCUCCACCUGCUGCUAUUGGCUGAGCUGUUUGUCCCGUCAUCGUCUCGACCCGCCAACCCCUCCUCCCUCUGUGGGAUGCUGGGACCGAUGAUCCAUCAGGUGGAGAAGCUGGUGCACUUCUCCAAAACACUUCAUGGGCUGUCAGAAGACGACGAGCUCCUCAACACUGUGGGAAACAAACUUCAGGAUCUUCCUCACGUGCAACACACCGCUGCACAUUUUAAUUCACUGAAGCUGAACGAGUCCCUGUCCCAGCUCUUCCAGUUCACCCAGUCCUUCAGGCUGCACAUGGACUGGCUGAAAACUGAGAAACACAACUUCAGUUUACCCAGUGGGACAGCAGAGGACGCCAGCACUCACCUGCUGCUGCUGUCCACCCACCUCACCACGUCACUGCAGCGGAUGGGUGAGGACGCUCCUCGGCCGCCGGCCCCCUCCCUCCCUGUCGUCUCCUCGGCCUUCGACGUGCUCCAGUGUUCCAUCGAGAUCUCUGAACGGCUACGGGUCUUCGGUAACUGGUCAAAAAGAGUUUUACACCACCUCAGAAGACUCUCGCGCUGCCGCAGACAUUGAGAAGCAGCGGUUCAAGACCUCCUACUGAAGCACUGUUAACGUUAAGGACUUUCCUGCAGCACAAAACAGGGAGAGUCACUUUGAUUCAGACUGAAAUCUGUCAACAACAAUAGUUCAUGAGGUUCAGAUCAAAACUUUGCAUUGUGCUCAGAGGAUGUGAACCAUCAACCUUUCCUGUACUCACACGUUUCCCUUAUCGGUCCUGUAUCAGGACUCUGGUGACUUGCUUCCUCAAACAACACCAGGUUUACAAAGUCUCAGCUUGGUCCAGACCUUUAUCCUCGUGGUCACCCUUCACACCAGUGCAGCCGGGGGAAGGGUUUUGUAUGGACCAGUUAGGACCAGAUGGUGAAUGUCAGUUUAAAGGAACUCCUGGUGGUGGGAACAUAACCUGGAAGUUUACCUCCAGAUGAUCAACUUUUUGAGCGGAGGUAGAUCUCACAAAUAAUAGAGAUUAAGUUUGUAUUGAUCAGAAAUUAAGAGGUCAGAGAUUGAAUGUGUUUCUAUGUGAGGUGCUGCGCUCGAUGGCACCGGUUACGUUUACGCCCUUUAAGACUGUUUACAUGAACUACACUACAAGGAAAAAUAGGAAUGCUGUUAUUAAUAUUUUUCUACUGACUGUUAUAUUCUAUAUUUAGAAUGCUAUUUAUGAGCUUUUUUACAUAAAGUAUUUGACGGUGUUUAGUGUGAGACGCAGGCAUCUCAUUGUUUUCUAUGUAAUAUUUAAUAUUAAUAUUAAUAAUAAUAAUAAUAAAGUAUUGUCAUGCUGUAGACUGUUACACUUCUAUUUAUACUUUUAUAUGUUUUGUUUUUCUACCAUGUUUGAAGUCAUUAAUAAAAAAUGUAAAUGAA